Molecule: messenger RNA, 2124 nt
Organism: Malassezia globosa CBS 7966
Lineage: Eukaryota; Fungi; Basidiomycota; Malasseziomycetes; Malasseziales; Malasseziaceae
Exons: 1
Coding region: 1-2124 (707 amino acids)
Cellular component (GO): nucleus
Molecular function (GO): protein binding; histone H3K36 methyltransferase activity
Source: RefSeq, a predicted model, not a curated record
AUGGCACUUGGACCUGCGUUGGCGUGUACUGACGAAUCGGGAUGCAUUAAUCGACUCACACAAGUUGAAUGCUUGCGAGAUGUGUGCCGAUGUGGCGUGCAUUGUGCGAACCAGCGGUUCCAACAACAUGCAUAUGCCAAAGUAGACAUCGUAAAGACGCCCGACAAAGGGUAUGGACUGCGAGCACAAACGGACCUGGGACGUGACGAGUUUGUGUACGAGUACAUCGGCGAGGUAAUUAAUCACGAUACGUUUAUGCGACGCAUGGCGCAAUACAAAACCGAACACAUUGAACAUUUUUACUUUAUGAUGCUGCAACGCGACGAGUACAUUGAUGCAACAAAGCGUGGUGGGCGCUCGCGCUUCAUCAACCACAGUUGCAGUCCAAAUUGCUACGUGAGCAAGUGGCAUGUGGGACGGCAUGUGCGGAUGGGUAUCUUUGCUAAGCGGAGAAUCCUCGCGGGCGAGGAGCUUACGUUCAAUUAUAAUGUCGAUCGUUAUGGCAACGAUCCGCAGCCCUGUUAUUGUGGCGAGCCGAACUGUGUGGGUACGCUCGGCGGCCGAACGCAGACCGAUGUGGUGACGAUGGAUGACCGCUUUAUCACGGCGCUCGGCAUCGCUGAUCAAGUUGCUCAGCUGCGUGCAUCACUACCCAGGGGGAAACGGAGUAAAAUUCUCGACGAAGACUUUUCUCCCACGCUGCACGCCAUCGCUGAGGAUGAAUGUGCACGAGUCAUGACGGUCAUGCGCGAUGCAACCGCAAAUCGCAAGAUGGUCCAAAUGCUCUUGACACGUGUGCGACUGACAGAUGAUAUCUCUGUGCACAAGAUGCUGGUGAAAAUGCACGGAUUCGUUGUGAUGGCCGGUGUGUUGGACGAGUGGGUCGAUGACUGGGAACUCGUCCAUCUUGCACUCCAGUGCUUGGAGAAAUGGCCUCUCCUAGCUCGCGACAAGGUCGUUGACUCUGGCGUGGGUCUACAGGUGCAACAGAUCUUAGAAGCUUGCAAGCGAGAGUCGGAAUCGGAAAAGAAGUUCGAGGGACAUCUGUCGAAAGUAGCCAUGCUCGCACAAUAUCUCGUUCACAAGUGGGAGCAGCUCCCAACCACGUUUCGCAUCGCACGGAAAGACGGCACGGAAGAGGAUGAAGAUGGCGGGGCGUGGGCGGCUCGUCGACGUGCCCAAGCGUCCAGUUCUACACAGGCAUCGCAUGACGAUACCACAAGCUCGGCAGUGUCUGAAGAACUCAGACGCUCUUUGCUUGCUUACCGUGAUGCCGACAAGAAUGUACCCACCGCUCCUGACGUCCCACGUAGCUCGCGUAUGAAGGAAGAACCGAGGAAGAAAGAUGAAGCUCAGAUGCAUAAAAAUUCUCUUCCAUCCAUUGAGGACAUCAUCCGCCGUGCGAAUGAGGACAGCGAGGCCCAACAGAAGCGGCUGUUGCAACAGCAAGAACUGGAGCUGGAAGAGCAGAAAAGAGAGAAGGAAAGGAAAGAAAGAGAAAAGAAGAAAAGAAGGGCAAAGCAACAUGAUGAGAUGCGUGGUGGACAAGAUAUGGCAAGUACAUCGGCGUCCAAGCGUGCAAGCCCGUCUUCCUCAGAGUCACACAUUGUCCAUAAAGACAAGCGAGCACGUUCAGCGUCAGCCCAUGAAGACACUGAUAUAGAGACGCUCGAGCGGCACCUACGCAAGCUUGUUGGUGCGCUAGUCAUCAAGCAAAUGUCCAAGGUCCGGGACCAGCUGGAUCGCGAGCGAUUCAAACGGCAUGCCAAAGAGGUGAGUACCAAAUCAGUAAGUCCAUUAACCCUACUUCUCCAGUUAACACAAGUGCUGUGUGACAAAGAGAAGCGCAACCCCAAGACAUGGCCACCGCGUUUGCCUGAGGGCCAACCGGGUUUGAGAGAACUCAGUGAAGAUAAACGUAAAAAAAUGAAGAUAUUUGCGCAUGAAUAUAUUAAAAAGCUUCUUCGUCACAAGAGCAAAGCACAUAUGAGUGCCGAUACCAGUGCCGAUCUAUCUACGCAGCCUGAUACAAGCGUUGAUGCGUCAAUAGAUCUUGGCUCACCCUCCUCAUCAACCACCAAAAAACCGUCAUCCCCUUCACUCUCGCCACCAUCAGAUACCUAG